CACACACACACACACACACUCACACACACUCUCUACUUUUUCUUAUGUGUUUUUUUUUAGCAGUAGUGUCAUCAGCUCCUGGGUUUAAAUACUGCCACACCACCCUUCUUAAAACGAGGAACAGUUUUGAGCUGUGUGUGGCUAAAAUAACCAGACAUUCUGCAUUUUUCCAAUAGGACUACAAAAAAUCUUAGCGAGAAGAAAAAAUGGCGGAUUGGCUCUGUGUUUAGCAAGGGCCAUUACCAUAUUUGGUAGUUAUCCUGACGAAAUAAAUUUUUAACGUAAUAGAUAAUUUGAAAAACUGAACGGGUGGACAAAUAUGUCCAAAACUUAAUUAUUAAAUAUCUAAAUAGCUACUCCAGUGAGUAAUAUAAGCCUUUUUGCUCACAUAGACACUUAAAAUGUGAAACACUGUGUUAACGGAUAAAAAAGUGGGUUUUUCAUGUUAUGUCUCCUUUAAAAGUUAAAAUGAUGAUCAGGUUUAUGGGAAUAAUAAAACUAAUUGUGGCUGUGGGGAAUUAAAACAAAAGUACAAAUAACUAGGGAUGUCCCACUGGGCAAAGAUUACUGGGUUCUGGACCAAAAUAAGGAUCUCCAAAGGUCCAAACUCUAAACAGGGUGGUUAAACCAAACUCAAGGUGAUAUAUUUUAAACUAAACCGAAAACCCACAACACACACAAAAACUAAAAAAAAGCAUAAAAUGGGAUAUUUUGCCAGACUCUUGACAUAUCCAAGGCUGAUUUAAAAAAAGUUUUUUCAGUCACUCAAAAUAUGUUUUAUGAAAAAUAUCUCCUCUUUUGUCUGCUUUUUUCAUGAAAAAUGAGCAUCACAUAAUCAAAUUGGCAUAUAAAGGGUUAAGAUUUAGAUAAAUAUUCAAUAUUUGAUUAUUUUCGAUCAGGACUGAAGUUGAUCCCAAGAUUUAGACCCAAAAAGCAGAUUUUUUUUUUUAAUUUGGACCAUUUUCAAAGCAGUUUUAAAAGUGGACGUUUUUGUCCUAUAAUGGCUUGACUGUAUAUAUGUAUAUAGUAAAUUUUUAAUCUGUUGCUAUAUAAAAACUAUAAAUGCAAAAAAUUCAAAAUUUUAGAUAAUUCAUAACAUAAUCAAGACUGAUUUGUUCUAAACACCCCAGACAAAUAACUCUUUUUUUUAGGAAAUAACAGUUUUAGUGGUUUUUCUUUUUCUUUCUUUCUUUCUUUCUUUCGUUCGUUCGUUCGUUCGUUCGUUUAUUUGUUUGUUUAUUUGUUUAUUUAUUCAUAAAUUACAUCAAUGCCUUUGAGUAUUCAAACUGGCAUUUCAGGGGUUAAAAGCUUCAAAAUGAUUGAAUUUUUUUAUGUUUGAGCAGGGCUGAAGUUGUUAAACAGAUCUAUGAAAAAAAAGUUAAAAAAAAACAUUAAUGUAUACAUUUUUAUAGCCACUUUUACAAGCGGAUGUUUUUGUCCUCUAAUGACUCUUGUAUGAAAAUUAAAGUGAAGCCUGAGGGUUAAGGCUCAUAUGAUUUAUAGAGGCUCAAAGUUCAGUUUCCAAUUGUAAAUACAUUUCAUUCUACUGUCAGUUUAAAGAAAUAAUACAACUGUUAUAUGUGUGAAAACACAGUUACAGCUGUCUGUAAUUCACAUAAUAUGUUUCUGUGUUUCCUACAGAUUUUCAACAGAUGGUUCUGGUUAAAUAAGAAGCUUCAGAAGAACAGAGUGCUCGUGUCAACCACCAGCACCUAGAUUUUCUCCACAAAAAGGAGGAACAGGAGAAACUCUGGUCUAGUAUGGAGGGAGAGCAUCUCCAUUUGAAUAAGGAGACUGAUGCUGCCAGGAUUCAAUCCUUUAGCCAAAAAACACAUUUAAACAAACACACGAGAGUCCAGACAAAGCAGAAACAUUUUGCCUGUGAGCACUGUGGACAAAGGUUUCACCAAAAGACUAAUUUAACCACACACAUGAGCAUCCACACAGGAGAGAAGCCUUUUGCUUGUGAGCUCUGUGGAACGAGAUUUAGCCGAAAGACAACUUUAAACAGACACAUGAGAGUCCACACAGGAGAGAAGCCCUUUCCUUGUGAGCUCUGUGGAACGAGAUUUAGCCAAAAGACAAAUUUAAACAAUCACAUGAGCGUCCACACAGGAGAGAAGCCUAUUGCCUGUGAGCUCUGUGGACAAAGAUUUAGCCAAAAAGGGUCUUUAGAUGAACACAUGAAAGUCCACACAGGAGAGAAGCCUUUUGCCUGUGAGCUAUGUGGACAAAGAUUUAGCCGAAAAGGGUCUUUAGAUGAACACAUGAGAGUCCACACAGGAGAGAAGCCCUUUCCUUGUGAGCUCUGUGGACAAAGAUUUAGCCGAAAAGGGUCUUUAGAUGAACACAUGAAAGUCCACACAGGAGAUAAGCCUUUUGCCUGUGAGCUAUGUGGACAAAGAUUUAGCCGAAAAGGGUCUUUAGAUGAACACAUGAGAGUCCACACAGGAGAGAAGCCCUUUCCUUGUGAGCUCUGUGUAAAAAGAUUUAGCCAAAAGACAAAUUUAAACAGUCACAUGAGAGUCCACACUGGACAGAAGCCUUUCGCCUGUGAGCUCUGUGGACAAAGAUUUAGCCGAAAAGGGUCUUUAGAUGAACACAUGAAAGUCCACACAGGAGAGAAGCCUUUUGCCUGUGAGCUAUGUGGACAAAGAUUUAGCCGAAAAGGGUCUUUAGAUGAACACAUGAAAGUCCACACAGGAGAGAAGCCCUUUCCUUGUGAGCUCUGUGUAAAAAGAUUUAGCCAAAAGACACAUUUAAACACACACAUGAGAGUCCACACUGGACAGAAGCCUUUCGCCUGUGAGCUCUGUGGUAAUAGAUUUAGUGUAAAGGGAAGUUUAAACACACACAUGAGAGUCCACACUGGACAGAAGCUUUUCGCCUGUGAGCUCUGUGGUAAUAGAUUUAGUGUAAAGGGAAGUUUAAACAAACACAUGAGAGUCCACACUGGACAGAAGCCUUUUGCCUGUGAGCUCUGUGUAAAAAGAUUUCGCCAAAAGUCAACUUUAAACAGACACAUGAGAGUCCACACAGGUAUUUCGCCUGUGAGUUCAGUGGAAAAGAUUUACCCAAAAGAUCAGUUUAAACGGUCACAAAAGAGUCCAUAAAGGACAGAAGCCUUUUGCUUGUGAGCUCUGUGGACGAAGAUUUAGCUGAAAGAAAUCUUUAAACAAUCAUCUAAGCAUCCACUAGGGCUGAACGAUCUAUUGCAGGGGUCUCCAACAUUUUUUGGCCCGUGGGCUACUUUUACACAAUGAAGUACAGCAGAGCUACUGCCAUAUGAUUUAUUUACAUUGGUACUUUACAUGUGUGAAUGUGCUUAUGUUAAACAUGCUAUACUUACUAUAUUAACAUGCAUUGUACUCACAAGUUGAUUUCUCUGUAUUUCAGUACAUCAGUAUAUAUAUUUUUUAAAAGUAUCAGUAAACUAGUGACAUUCUGAAAACCAAAUUAAACAAAACAUAUUUAGUUUUUUAAACUAAUCAGAUACUUUCAGAUAAUGAAUAACAAAUCUACUUCAUGUGAAUGAUUUGGUAAUUUUUUUAGAAGUUAGUAACAUAAUUUUUUAAGCGCACAUGAACAGCUAACCUGUAAAACUGAUGAUAUUUUAAAUAAAAUACACGCUAAA
Nothobranchius furzeri (turquoise killifish) is the source of this 3634-nucleotide messenger RNA. Lineage: Eukaryota; Metazoa; Chordata; Actinopteri; Cyprinodontiformes; Nothobranchiidae. The record is from RefSeq and is a predicted model, not a curated record.